Stylonychia lemnae is the source of this 1935-nucleotide messenger RNA. The record is from the annotation of a GenBank genome assembly. Lineage: Eukaryota; Ciliophora; Spirotrichea; Sporadotrichida; Oxytrichidae.
AUGGAUGACAUCUACACAAGCAGGGUUCGGACUAUGGAUGAACUUUAAGAAUCCCUCUAAAAAUUUGCUAUGCAAACCCCCAGGAAUUAGCGUAUUGAAGUACUUUAGCUAACGAAACAGAUCAGGUCUGAAAUGAGUCCUAAAAAGUCAGAUAAUUUUAUCAGAGUCACUAAAAGUUCGGAUUACGAUGAGGGGUCUCACUAGAAAAUGGUCAAAAGGCUGAUUUCAUCAAAGAAGUUCUUGCAUUCUUAGCCCGAAUAUAAAAAUAAUCAAGAGUCACCUAUAAAGAAAAUUGAAUAGAGCGACUCCAAAAAACUGUUCCUGUUGACAUCCCAAGAGGAUGAAAAGGAUAGGAAUAUGAAAGCCGCGAUAAAAUUUCUAAGAAAUCUAGGCUAAUAAAGGCGAUAGUGGAUGUAAUACCAAGAUUAAAUGGACGAAAUUUCCUCCCCAAGUCCUUAAACGACAGGUUUUAAUAAUGACUAAAGGUUAAGCUAUAAAACUGCAAGAAAUAGAAAAUCUAAUGCUGAUCUAUCUUUGCUUGACUUUCAAAAUUUAAAAACAAAAAUAGAUCUAAAUGAUGAAGAGAGAGACUAUAUUGACCUAACUAAAGAGUAUAGAUAGUAUGAUGAGAAAAAGUUCGAAGCGUUUCAGAAGAAAUACAAAGAUCAGCGACGAAGUUCAGCGAGAGUCACUUCUCUGCCUCCUUUUGAUAUUAAUUAAUUAAUCGGAAAUAUCACUAACAACCAACAGAAUAAUAUUUAAUUAGAAAUUAUUACUAAUCAAGCAAAUAACGUAGGCUUACCUCCUCUUCACCCUGAAAACAAAAAAAUAGGUUCAUUAACAAAGCUUCAUCUAAUUGUAGAAAGCCAUAAAGAUGACGAAAUCGAUUAAUUAAAUACAAUGUUCUAACAAGAAAAAAUGGAACUAGGAGUUCCAAGAUCUCAGACUGCUAAAAAUCAAUCUAAAGUUCAUAUUCAAUUGCCACACUAGAAGUCAAUUAAUGUUUUUAGUGCCAGAAAUGACCUGUAGAUAGAUCAGAUAAGUAGCGAUAGUCAGGAUGAAUCAAGUUUUGGGGAUUCAGACGAUAAAACAUCAUCAUAAAAUUCAAUACCUGUGAAGUAAAUUAAAAUGAGAGAUCCUAGAAUGAGAUCAUUCUAAAUUAAUAACACUAAAACUCUAGCCUCCCUUUACAAUCAAUCAAUCAGUAAAAACUCAUUUGUAAAGUCUAGAUACUCUAGAUAUAUUCCUAGCAAAGUAUCAGUAAAAGAUUUUAAAAAUCCGCAACACUUAAAAACUUUGAGGGAAAAUCUGAGGCAGUUAAGUAUUUCUGUUGAGGAUGGAAGUAUUUAAGGAUAGAACAGUGAUGAACCUAAAUCUGCGUAGGCUAGACUGCAAAAAAUCUAAAACCAAAACAAGGAUAUCUUUGAAGGCCAUCUAAUACCUUAUUCUAUUAACCAACUACUAACUGAGAACAAAAAACUGUUCGGCAAGAUCUCAUAGACCACUAAGAAUUAAACAUAAAGAUUUAAGAGUCUGAGAGAAGAUUCUCUCAAGAAAAUUGUAAAAACGAUAAACCUAUUAUCUAUUGAUGUCGAAAAAAGAAGCGAAGAAAUGUCUCAACAGAUGUUAACAGGAUCAAACAUGGACAAUAAUUCGUAUAGUUUCGAGAGGUUUUAGGAAGACCACUCAAACUUUAGAAAGCAAAGCAAGUGCACCUCAGAAUAGUACUAGAUUACCCAGAGACUUAUUGAUGCUUAAUUCAAUAGUCAGGAGUCAAGUAUCAGCCCACCUAAUAGCAAUGAUCGCAAUAGCGUUGGCAAUAAAUCCUACCCUAACCGCAAAAAUACUGUCAAUAAUACCUCCAAUCUAAACAAUAUUGAAAAAUUCACCAUCAUUCUAUAGCAAACAGAUUGUAAUUAUUAAGAGGACUAAUGA